Molecule: messenger RNA, 1450 nt
Organism: Williopsis jadinii
Lineage: Eukaryota; Fungi; Ascomycota; Saccharomycetes; Phaffomycetales; Wickerhamomycetaceae
Gene: QRI1
Product: UDP-N-acetylglucosamine diphosphorylase
Exons: 1
Coding region: 47-1390 (447 amino acids)
Biological process (GO): UDP-N-acetylglucosamine biosynthetic process
Molecular function (GO): UDP-N-acetylglucosamine diphosphorylase activity
Source: RefSeq, a predicted model, not a curated record
AACAGUAAAACAGCCCAGAACAGUAAGCAACGCCUGCCAAUUAGCGAUGUCAGCACAAGAGAAGAAGACUCAAUUGGAGAGCCAGCUCUCCCCGGUGGUCCAGCAGGCCAUCAAGCUGUCGCAGACAGCGACUGAAGGCAGGUCGUUCAGGCCAUUGCCCUCGUCGUCGUCCUUCUCUCUCAUCGACAGCGAUGCGGACGUGAAGGCUCAGUGGGGCCAUCUCGGGCUGGAGGCCAUCUCACAGGGUAAAGUGGGUGUUAUACUUAUGGCUGGUGGACAGGGAACCCGACUGGGCUCGUCAAUGCCGAAGGGCUGCUACAACAUUGGCCUGCCUUCGAACAAGUCCUUGUUCCAAAUACAGGCCGAGAAGCUCGUCAAGGUUCAGCAGCUGGCCAAUGAGAAGUUUGGCACGACAGAUGCUCGUGUUCAGUGGUAUGUGAUGACCUCUAAACCAACGAGAGACAACACUGAAAACUUCUUCAAGGAGAAUGGCUACUUUGGUCUCUCAAAGGAUCAAAUUGUGUUCUUCAACCAAGGCACACUGCCAUGCUUCGACAAGGCUGGCAAGCAGAUUCUGCUGGAGUCCAAGGACGCCAUUGCGGAGUCUCCAGACGGGAAUGGUGGACUGUACAAGGCCAUCUACACCAAUGGACUACUGGAGGACUUUGCAGCACGAGGCAUAGAGCACAUCCACAUGUACUGCGUUGAUAACGUGCUGGUGAGGGUUGCAGACCCGGUCUUUAUUGGGUUCUCCAUCGAGAACAAGUUUGAGCUCGCUACUAAGGUGGUUAGAAAGAGAGAUGCCUCCGAGUCCGUUGGCCUCAUUGUGCUGGAUGAAGCUCUGCAAAGGCCAGCAGUGAUUGAAUACUCUGAGAUUUCAAAAGAGUUGAGUGAACAGAAGGACAAUUCUGGGUUGUUGAGCUUCAGAGCUGCCAACAUCGUCAAUCACUACUACUCCGUUGAGCUGCUCAACAAGAGAAUUACAACAUGGAUUGACAACCAGGAGUUCUUGCCAUUUCACAUUGCCUAUAAGAAAAUCCCAUGCUUGAACGAAGAAGGGGUCUUUUACAAGCCAACAGAGCCCAACGGUAUCAAGUUGGAGCAGUUCAUCUUUGACGUGUUUAAGGAUAUCCCACUGGAUAAGUUUGGAUGCUUGGAAGUGGAGAGAUCAGAUGAGUUUUCUCCGUUGAAGAAUGCCUCUGGUGCAAAGAACGAUACACCAGAGACAUCCGUUGCAAAUUAUUUGAAACUGGGGACCAAGUGGGUCAAAGACCAGGGUGCAACAUUGGAAGAUGGUGACUUGGUUGAAGUUUCCAGCUUGACAUCUUAUGCAGGGGAAGGACUGGAAAGCGUCAAGGGGGAGAAGUUGUCGAACUUGCAAAUCAUCUAGAGGGUCCACCCUGCCAGAAAAAGAUAUUAAAUAUGUAUUUCACACGUCCAGCAUGUAGUU